This is a messenger RNA of Megalops cyprinoides (Indo-Pacific tarpon), 1801 nucleotides long. RefSeq names its product beta-1,3-galactosyltransferase 5-like. Gene Ontology annotation, cellular component: membrane. NCBI's taxonomy places the organism in Eukaryota, Metazoa, Chordata, Actinopteri, Elopiformes, Megalopidae. Bases 392 to 1408 code for a protein of 338 amino acids. The record is from RefSeq and is a predicted model, not a curated record. Gene Ontology annotation, molecular function: N-acetyl-beta-D-glucosaminide beta-(1,3)-galactosyltransferase activity. The transcript is spliced from 2 exons.
UGUGAGUACGUAUAGGGGGUUGCACUGCCGAGGUUAGUUUAUGGAUGGAGUAGCGCUAAAAAGUUUUUUUUAUUAUUACUAUUUUGUUUGAAUUCAGAAAGUGAUGUUCAGGAAGAUCGUGUGAACGAGAGGAUUGCCUGAAAGAGUGUCCUAGUGACCUGACCUGCAAAGCAUCUGCUUCUGGAUUAUAAUGACUGUGCUGGAGAACCAUCAUAGCCAUUGCGCUGCUUUUGAUUACAGUAAAUUAAAAGAUGAUUCUUCAGAUGAGACUGGCAGUUAUCACAAUUACAAGACACUCAAAAGAAGUGUAACCUCAGAGAAACCCAACAAAAAUGCUCGAUACAGGAUCAGGCCUCUGGAACAUUAAAAUGCCUUUGAUUGCCCUUCUGCAAUGAAAUUUAUCAUCCUGUCUCACCACAAGCCUGUGCUUGUUUGUGUCAGUGCCCUGAUGUCCUGCUUGCUGAUUCUGAGGCUUCUUGCCCCGGCAAGCCACACACAAGACCCUGGUGUGCUGAAGCAAAAAAGUGACAAUUUCCCUGGGCAACUAAAUUCUAAUCCUAGAAGGACUGGGAUAAAUUUUGACGCCCUUCUCAGGACAAAUCAGGAACCUCCUGUUUGCUCAAAAGGGCAAGUUCUGGUAGUACUUGUGACAUCUGCUCCCUGGCAUUCAGAGCAAAGGGCCGCAAUCCGGAAUACAUGGGCGAAAAAGCGGGGCCAAGUCACCUACUCUUGGCAGGUCCUUUUUCUGAUUGGACAGCGCUCAGAAGUUGGUGUCUCCACAGAAAUCUUGCAGGAGCAGCAGGCCUACGGGGACAUUCUGGUGGGAAACUACGCGGACAGCUACAGGAACCUGACCCUGAAAGUGAUGCAUGGCUUGAAGUGGGCUGCCGACAACUGCGAGCCGCAGUUCAUUCUGAAAACGGACGACGACUGCUUCGUCAACACGGACUACCUGCCGCGCUUUCUGGUGGAGUUCAACAGGGAGAAGACGGGCCUUUACGCUGGGUCUCUGUUCGCGCCGGGAAAACGGACUGUCAUCAGAGACCCUCUCAGCAAGUGGUACGUCUCGUGGGAGGACUUCCGGGACCAGGAGUACCCUCCAUACGCCAGCGGCAUUGGCUACGUCCUCUCGACGGACGCCGUGCGCCGAAUCCUUAAAGCAGCGGAGCACGUGCCCCCCGUCCCCAUGGAGGACGCCUACGUGGGGAUCUUGGCAAAGGAGGCCAGCGUCCAUGUGAUAUCGAGCGACCGUUUCACCAAGCACAAUGUGAACUGGAGAGUUUGCAACUACAGGUACCUCAUGGUCAUCCAUCACCUGAAUGUCGGUGAGCUGAAGGUGGCUCAGGAGAACAUGAUUAAAGCCAGGACUGCCUGCUCCCAAACAAAAGAAAUCACCAGGUGGAAAUGAAGUGUGCCUCCCACACCAUCAAUUUCAAAUGCCCCCGUCCCAUACUACCUGAUAGGGGUCUUUGUUCAGCUCCUCCUGUUUCUUUUUUCAGACUUUUAUUUCCCAGGUGUCGGGGCGAAGAAAUGUUGAUUACAUUGCUGUUUCUAGGACUGCACUGCAAAUCCCCGGUCUCUGCGGUUUUGAACAUGAGGGAGUUCGAAGUUGGCUGAAAAAAUGUCUAAAACUAACAAGACCAGAUGUAAGACCAUUUCAACCAUGUGUUUUCUCUGAUCGGUACAUUGGAAACAUAACAUGUUAUGUUAGUCAUAAAGCUGUACAGGAUUUGCUGUCUUUGUUCAAGGCAUCAGACCCUUUGCGCCUGCUUUUUUUAAUGUGGGUUGUGGAAAAGUUAUC